AUGUACUUCCACUAUACCCUGGGUGCCCAUUUCUCCCCCAUCCUUCAGUAUUCCCACCCAACGCUGCACAUCUCCUACCUUCAAACAGGCAAUCCCACCCACAGCACGUUCCUUCACCACAUCUGGAACACCGACGAUUUCAUCCAACGGAAGGCAACACCGGCAUCGACACGCCCGAGAAGGCCGCUGAGUUAUCGCAACCCAGAUGCUGGUGUCCUUGGAGCCCUAUCCGGAGGCAUCGCUAGCCGAGAGCAAGAUGAUCAGCAUUGUCUCACUGAUGAAAGGCGAGCCGCCCAAUGCAUACACCAGCCAGCCGUGGGAUAUACCAGUGGCCAAGGAUAUGCCACCGAGGCAACGAUCGGGUUGAUCGACUAUGCUCGGCGCCAGCUGGGUGUAGAGGGGGUCCUUGGGUUUUGUUCCAGAAGAGACAUGCGCAGUCGUCGUGUUUUGGAGAAAAUCGGGCUGGAGUUUCGAGGAGAGAGAAAGUUGAAGCUAUUCGGAGGGGCACAGAACGCCGUGUAUGCGCUUCCAGGGAUGCAUCCCGACUUGACAGUGUAUGGGAUGGAUGACUAG
Molecule: messenger RNA, 573 nt
Organism: Aspergillus tanneri
Lineage: Eukaryota; Fungi; Ascomycota; Eurotiomycetes; Eurotiales; Aspergillaceae
Product: GNAT family N-acetyltransferase
Exons: 2
Coding region: 1-573 (190 amino acids)
Molecular function (GO): acyltransferase activity, transferring groups other than amino-acyl groups
Source: RefSeq, a predicted model, not a curated record